Messenger RNA from Xyrauchen texanus (razorback sucker), 4441 nucleotides. Its product is annotated as CYFIP-related Rac1 interactor A-like. The transcript has 13 exons. The record is from RefSeq and is a predicted model, not a curated record. The coding region runs from base 550 to 1518 and encodes 322 amino acids. Gene Ontology annotation, biological process: regulation of actin filament polymerization. NCBI's taxonomy places the organism in Eukaryota, Metazoa, Chordata, Actinopteri, Cypriniformes, Catostomidae. Gene Ontology annotation, molecular function: small GTPase binding.
AAGCAGAGAGAGGGAUAGAGAGAGAGAAACCAUUUGGUGCCUGAGAGAGAGAGAGAGAGCGAGAGAGAGAGAGACAGUGAGAGAGAUAGAGAGAAAAGAGGGAGAGGGAGAAAGAGACACAGCGUGAGGCUGUGGUUUCAGCAGACACUAGCGGUGCAUUUAGGGAAACUCAUAGACUCGGCUCCCUGGGAUAAAGGGAUAAAGUGUUGUUUCUUGUCCUUUUCUUUCAUUCUUUGUAUCCUCCAGAGGGGCUCCGCUUUUUCCCCUUUCCAUUCUUUUAUUUUUUUCCCUCCAUCCUAUUUCUUCAUCCCUCUUUUGCCUGAGGGAAGAGCUGGAUCACUGUUGUCUCCGUGAAACACAUCAAGCCGGUAGUGGAGGCUGAUGCUGUGAUACUGCAGGAGAAACAUAUAGGCUCUCGUUUGAUGCAGUGAAGUGCCCCUUGAGGAAAAACGCAAGCAAAGGUUUGCCGGCCAUGGGGAACCUCAUUAAGGUCCUUGGCAAGGAUUUAGAGAACUGUCCUCAUUUUUUCCUGGAUUUUGAAAAGGGAUCAUGGGAAAUCUGCUGAAACUGCCAGCUUGCGCCAAACAUGGCCAAAUACUUUUCCUUGACUUUGAAAAUGCCCAGCCCACAGAGGCGGAGACAGCCGUAUGGAACCAAGUUAGUGCCGUGCUGGAAGAGGCCCAUGGGAUACUUGCAGAGUUACAGUCUUACAAUGGAGCAGGACAAGAAAUAAGAGAGGCGAUUCAGAACCCCAAUGACCUCCAGCUGCAAGAGAAAGCGUGGAAUGCCGUCUGCCCCCUGGUGGCCAAACUGAAGAGGUUCUAUGAAUUCUCACUCAGGCUAGAGAACGCCCUGCGCAGCCUUUUGGAGGCACUAACUAGCCCACCCUAUGCUCCCAUGCAGCAUUUGGAGAGAGAGCAGGCACUCGCAAAACAGUUUGCAGAAAUCCUGCACUUCACUCUCAGCUUUGAUGAGCUUAAGAUGACAAAUCCAGCCAUACAGAAUGAUUUUAGUUACUAUAGAAGGACCAUUAGCAGGAAUCGGUUGAACAAUCAGCAGUUAGAAGCAGAGAAUGAAGUGAAUAAUGAAAUGGCAAAUCGGAUGUCCCUUUUCUAUGCUGAAGCCACACCCAUGCUUAAAACUCUGAGCAAUGCCACAACUAAGUUUGUGUCAGAGAACAAGACUCUGCCAAUCGAGGACACCACCGAUUGCCUGAGCACCAUGGCCUGUGUGUGCCGCGUCAUGUUGGAGACUCCAGAGUACCGGUGCCGUUUCACCAACACAGACACCAUGCUUUUCUGUAUGCGUGUGAUGGUGGGCGUUAUUAUCCUUUAUGACCACGUUCAUCCAGUGGGUGCCUUUGCCAAGACCUCCAAGAUUGAUAUGAAGGGCUGCAUCAAGGUGUUGAAAGAGCAGCCUUCAAACAGCGUGGAGGGACUGUUGAAUGCACUGAGGUAUACAACAAGACAUUUAAAUGAUGACAGCACCUCUAAACAAAUCAGGGCCCUGCUUCAAUGAGAGCAGGAAGAGGAGAGCAAGAGGAAGGUGACAACCUCUGAAACCUGUUUGUUUACAAGAGCGAAAUGCAACUUGAUCUCAAAUUAAACAAGAAAUUCUAGAAAAGAGAAAGGAAUAUGAAUAUAUAUAUAUAUAGAUUGUUGAUGGUCUAUCAUUGUGUCAUUUUAUUAAAAAAAAAAACAGGAAGAAUAGAGAUAUAUAUGUAUAUUAAAAUUCAAAAAUUGAAACAAAACUGCAGCCUACCUGGUAAAACAAUGUUAAACCUUUAAAGAUUUGACUUAAAGUGAUAGUUACAACCGGCAACAAAAAAUGGUUAAUAUGACAAGGUAUGUCUGAGUAUUUUUGCACACUUGAAAAGGAAUCCCACUUCACAGAACAGAUUUUAGAAAUGGCUUGAAACGGUGUAUAGUCAAAUUCAUUUUCAUGCGUUUAGACUUGAUUUGAUUUGAAUGCCUUUGCGUCAUUAUCCUCAAUAUGCUUCAUCCAAUGCAUUGUGGUUUUUCGGAGAAAAUUGCAGUCCAUGGCAUUUCCUCUUUGACACAAAGUCUGUUACAGAAUAAAUGUAAAGUUUGCAUAUAGUGCACCAUACUUGAGUUACAUUUCUCUGCAGAUACCAACAGAAAUCAAGAGCGUACUUUAAACAGACACUGAUUUACAUUUCAUUUAGCUGUUUAUAUUCACAAAGCACAGGAUAGUUUUGUAAAGAAAUGAUCUGUUUUGUUAGACUAACUCACUAGUGCUGUACAGCAAUACUCUACCAAGGUCACAAACUGCAAACACAGCAGUUCAUUUGAAAUGCCUUCAUAAUGUACGAUACGCUGAAAACAUGCUAAAUCAUCUGUGGAAGUUCAUGGCGAGUUGUACAUAUCACAAGACAAAUAAUCCUUCAAAUAGCUUGAAUUUUGUUCUCUUGUCAAUUUUAGAUGUUAAAAUCAAAGACUGAGUGAGCCAUGAAACUAUCUCAGAUGCAACACACAUUCUACCCUGUGCCAUAGCUGCUUCCUGUACCACUGCAACUCAUUCAGGGUCCUACAGUCUGAUUGAAAGUCAUAUCACACACAUCACCUGCGUCCAGGAACACAUUCUAGAUUUAGCAUUGAGAAAGACAAUACAGCAAUGUUAGAUUUGCUUUACUCUGUAACCAAAAGCAAAUCAUUGCCAAAUGAGACUGCAACAUUGCCUUUUAGAUAAACAGAGGAGCUGCAAAAAACUUGACUUGGUGUAAAUAAGAGGAUUGUCAUGUGAGGAAUAUUAUGAGGCAUAUGUUCUUAUGAUACAAUCUAGAUUAUUAUCUGUUAGAAUGGCAGAAUUAAAAAAAAAAGUGGUUUUAAAAACAAAAGAGUGAAUUGAAAAGACAAAAGCAGUGCUGUACUUUGGAUGUCUCGCGCCAUUAGUCUGACUUAAUUUGAUCUUCUAAUACAUUUUCUAUAUGGAGUUAUGUUGAAAAGCAAAACUCUGUAUAUCUAUAUAGAUGGCAUGCUGUAAAAGUUCAGACAAGACUGUAAAUAUGGUGUUUUUAUUCAUUUUUAAUUGUUAAGUGAAUCUAAAUUGGGUAUGUGUUGUCUUUAAAAGAAAAAAACAAACAUGCGUUUUGACUUGGACCAUCAGACUUGCCGUAGAAAUAUGUUCCAGAUCUUCAACUUCAUAUCAGCGGGAAAGUGACAAACAGGGCAGGGAGGAGGGUGGGGAUGGGAGGGAUGCGUCUGUCCAUUUGCUUGUUUUUUUUUUUUUGUACAUAUUGUGCAAGAAAUAAACUUGUCAUUUACUACAUUCAACAUGGCGUUUUUUUGUGUCUUUUUCAACGUUCUCUGAGCUUAAUCGUGAGGCACAGGAAAAUAAGUUACGAGAACGUAUUUUCAAGGCUAAAUUAUCUUCUGGAUAAUGAGUGCUUUGGAUAACACUGAAUGAAUGAGUGAGGACUCAUGUACACACUGUAGUCAUGUGCUUUAGGUUGCUGUCCAUGGUGCUGUACUCUUAGCACACUGAAUUCAAUUAAUCAAAUACAACGGACUAAGUUCAUUAAAAUGGUUGAAAUAUGGUCCAUUAAUAAAAUGGAAUUCACGCAUUAUUUAUGCUGAAUUGAACUGUCUACUGCAAACUCACUCUACCUCCAUUCCGCUAUACAAUGCUCAUAUUUUCACAAUCCAAUCAAUGGAUAAACUCCAAAACUUUUUUACUUGAAACUACAUCACAAUACAAAGUCGGUCACAACUUCCAUUUCAUGCUGACUUUAAAAAAGUAAUUGUUACAUCUUUUGCGUUCAUGGGUCAAUCUUGAACCGGGCAUCAAUUGCGGUUUUACACGUGAUAUUAUGUCAUUUUGUUUGUACAUCUAUAAAUUUGACUAUUAAUUAUAAACACUUCACUUACAUUUGGCCUCUUUCCCAUACUGUCUCACACACUUUUUUUUGUCUCACUGGGACUGCAUUCGGCAGUUCAUGCAAGUAAAUCGAAGUUAUAAAAAUAGCUUUUACUUAAAGUGAAAGUUCACCUAAGAAAAGUCACCUUUUUAGAAGAAUAUUUCAGCUCUAUAAGCCCACACAAUGCAAGUGAAUGGUGAGCAGACCUUUGUAGCUCAAAAUAAAUCACAUAAAGGAAACAUAAAAGUAAUCCAUAUUAGACUUGACACAUGACUCCAGUGGUUUAAUCCAUGUCUUCAAAAGUGAUAUGAUAAUCUCCACAUGUUUGUGUUCUGCUGAAGAAUGUCAUACAGUUCUGGGAUGGGUGUGAGUAAAUGAUGAGAGAAUUUUCAUUAUUGGGUGAACUAUCCCUUUAACACAUAAAUUAGUAUUAAUGUUGUACUCUUGAGUUGUACAUUUGUUUUAAUACAGUUUAGUUGAAAAAGAAUAUGAUGGUUUCAUAACUUUUUUCCACCAAAUUGAAUUAAGCAGUUAUGAGUAAUAGGAUAUUCAUUAAAAUUACUA